Cyclopterus lumpus (lumpfish) is the source of this 1869-nucleotide messenger RNA. RefSeq names its product acetylcholinesterase (gene ache). Gene Ontology annotation, molecular function: acetylcholinesterase activity. The transcript is spliced from 8 exons. Bases 1 to 1869 code for a protein of 622 amino acids. Gene Ontology annotation, cellular component: plasma membrane. The record is from RefSeq and is a predicted model, not a curated record. Gene Ontology annotation, biological process: choline metabolic process; acetylcholine catabolic process. Lineage: Eukaryota; Metazoa; Chordata; Actinopteri; Perciformes; Cyclopteridae.
AUGCAGACCUCCGUCUUUCUCCUUUUGUCCCAAAUCCUCCUCCUGUCCCUCCUCACCCCCACCUGCUCUUCCCAGAGCGAGGCGGACUUCACCGUUCAGACGCGUAGCGGUCGAGUCCGAGGCAUCCGCAUGCCGGUGCCGGACCGAAGCUACGUCACCUCCUUCCUGGGCAUCCCCUUCGGCGAGCCACCGGUAGGGAAGCGGCGUUUCCGCCGUGCUGAGCCCAAGCGUCCAUGGACGGGGGUGUACGAGGCCAACGCCUACCCCAACGCCUGCUACCAGUUCGUGGACACAUCGUUCCCCGGCUUCCAGGGCAGCGAGAUGUGGAACCCCAACAGAGAGAUGAGCGAGGACUGCCUGUACCUCAAUGUCUGGGUGCCCUCCUCGCCCAGGCCGCACAAUCUCACAGUCAUGGUGUGGAUUUACGGCGGAGGGUUCUACAGUGGUUCCUCUUCUCUGGAUGUGUAUGAUGGCCGCUACCUAGCUCACAGUGAGACGGUUAUUGUGGUCUCCAUGAACUACCGGAUCGGUGCCUUCGGCUUCCUCGCUCUGCAUGGCUCCUCUGAGGCUCCGGGCAACGUGGGUCUGCUGGACCAGAGGAUGGCACUGCAGUGGGUCCAGGACAACAUCCAUUUCUUUGGCGGAAACCCCAAACAGGUGACUAUCUUUGGUGAGAGUGCGGGUGGUGCUUCAGUAGGGUUCCACCUCUUGUCUCCAGACAGCCGGCCCACCUUCACCAGGGCCAUCCUCCAGAGCGGGGUCCCCAACUGUCCCUGGGCCUCCGUAAGCCCCACUGAGGCACGCAGACGGGCAACGCUGCUGGGCAAACUGGUCGGCUGCAACGGAGGCAACGACACAGAGAUGGUGGACUGUCUGCGCGUUAAAACCCCCCAGGAGCUCAUCGACCAGGAGUGGCAGGUCCUGCCGUUGUCAGCCCUCUUCCGGUUUUCCUUCGUCCCCGUCGUGGACGGAGAGGUUCUGCCUGACACUCCCGAGGCCAUGCUCAACUCGGGGAACUUUAAAGACACUCAGAUCCUGCUCGGGGUCAAUCAGGACGAGGGCUCCUACUUUCUGCUGUACGGCGCCCCGGGCUUCAGCAAGGACAACGAGAGCCUGAUCUCCAGAGAGGACUUCCUGGAAGGGGUCAAGCUGAGCGUGCCGCACGCCAAUGAUAUUGGCCUGGAGGCGGUGGUGCUGCAGUACACCGACUGGAUGGACGAGAAUAACGGGGUGAAAAACCGCGACGCCAUGGACGACGUCGUGGGCGACCAUAACGUCAUCUGCCCGCUGGCCCACUUCGCUCGCUCCUACGCCCAGCACAGCGCCCUCAAGGCCAACACGGGAGGGGUGGUGAACAGCGGAGGGAACUCUCAAGGAGGGGUCUACCUCUACCUGUUCGACCACCGAGCGUCCAACCUGGCCUGGCCGGAGUGGAUGGGCGUGAUCCAUGGCUACGAGAUCGAGUUCGUCUUCGGCCUGCCACUGGAGAAGAGACUCAACUACACCUUAGAGGAGGAGAAACUGAGUCAACGAAUGAUGAGAUACUGGGCCAACUUUGCACGAACUGGAAAUCCCAAUGUGAACCAUGACGGUCUGGUGGACAGCAAGAAGCGCUGGCCUCUGUUCACCGUCAGCGAGCAGAAGCACGUCGGGCUCAACACCGAACCAAUGAAGGUCCACAAAGGUCUGAGGAACCAGAUGUGCGCAUUCUGGAACCGCUUCCUGCCACGCCUCCUCAACAUCACUGACAACAUAGACGAGGCAGAGCGUCAGUGGAAGGUGGAGUUCCACCGCUGGUCCUCCUACAUGAUGCACUGGAAGAGUCAGUUUGACCACUACAGCAAGCAGGAGCGCUGCACCGACCUCUAA